GUUAGACCAUCCCAUCGACAUCGUUCUCCAAGUAUCAGCACGCUUCUCAAGGACUGGCAUAAUCCACAUCUUGAUACCAUAUCUUCUUCAUAUCAAUAAUACAGGAAAACGUAAACGAAAGAAGCGAUUACCGACAUCCUCUUCUCUCAUUGUGGACGAGCCCCUCCGUCCGCAAACAAGAUGGACGCGGCUGAGAGGCAAACGUCGGAGCAGCCCAAACGCCGGGCAUGCGACGAAUGUCGAGGUAGGAAGCUCGCGUGUUCCAAAGAGAUCGAUGGAUGUGCUCGGUGCAAACGCGAGGGCAUCAAGUGUGUAUACUCGCCCCAGAAGCGCAUGGGCCGGCCAAGGAAACAUCGUCCAACUGAGGUGGCCGCGCCGCCGACCACAGCUGCGAAGACGACCGAAGCACCACCAGAGAGUGUACAUCCCUUCGUCGUUCCAGACUUUCAGUUCGAUGGAGCCAUCGGCAUGGACUUGGACCUCUCCUUCCUCGACAUGAGCAACAAGGACAUGAACUUUCUCGAGAUAGUCGAUCCCAACACCCAGUUCCCGCCCCGACCAGCACAAAAUAGCUUGGAUUCAGGGACAGAUUCCUUUGUGAAACAAGCUGAGACUGCCCGCCCCCCCGGUGUCUUCUGGCCCAUGAGCGGCAACCUAGGCGAUAUCAAUUUUGACGAGCCACCUCCCGGACCAACCCCCCAACCAGCGCCGGAAAUCACGGCCGAGGAAGUUGCGCAGAUGCUCUGUGGAGAUCUCGAGAGUCUCCCCAGUCUGUCCCCACCAUCCGCCACCUCACCGAGCAGCCACGCCUCACCUUCUGAGCCGGAUCGCGACAUAUCGUGUAGCUGUCUCUCGUCGCUCUACCUUGCCCUUGACUCCCUCCGCACCCUCCCCAAGGACGUGCCCGCAGCCAUGCGAGUCGCCCGUACCGCAGCAAAAGCAGCUCACGAUACCGUCCUCUGCCCCGUAUGCGGCGAUCCGCCCAUUGACCCGCACGCUAAAUCUUCAAUACAAGCUUUCCAGAGUAUCAUGAUGCUUGGCGCGCUGCUGCCCUCCCUUUCCAACGCGUAUAUGCGCAUUCUGACCAUGAUCGACGCCGAGGCGGCGGCGGCGGACCGUGAAGGGCGCCAGAUCCGCUUCAUGCUGAGCAGUUACGGAGGGUUGUGGGGAUGGAUGGCCAAGAUGGACUCAUCCAAGUGCAACGUACGGGGGCGUCUCGAAGGUGUCAUGCUAGAUCCGCUUCUCUGGCGCCUAACAGUGCGCUCCCUGCUCAAGUUAGACGUAUACGGCAUCAACGACUGUACGCCGGGGGCCGGGGGGGAAGGCGCCCAACAGCCGGGGUUAAAGGAUAUCAUCGCCAUGCUAGAGGAGCGGUCCCGCCGGCGGCAUGAGCAGCUCGACGCACUGGUAGAGGCAGGCGUCUUGAAGAAAAACCAAUGCGGCGUUGGCUACGUUGCGCUCUCGUCAGAGACCGAGAAGCCGACCUGCCUGCGAAUCAUCGAUAUCGCCAAACGGUCGAUGGAUGAACUGGUUAUUCCUUGAGCAAGAUUGUCUGCAAUGUGGGAGUGGAUCAAGACAACCCCGGGGGGGGGGG
Thermothelomyces thermophilus ATCC 42464 is the source of this 1594-nucleotide messenger RNA. RefSeq lists its product as uncharacterized. Gene Ontology annotation, molecular function: DNA-binding transcription factor activity, RNA polymerase II-specific; zinc ion binding; sequence-specific DNA binding. NCBI's taxonomy places the organism in Eukaryota, Fungi, Ascomycota, Sordariomycetes, Sordariales, Chaetomiaceae. Gene Ontology annotation, biological process: positive regulation of transcription by RNA polymerase II. The transcript has 2 exons. The record is from RefSeq and is a predicted model, not a curated record. Gene Ontology annotation, cellular component: nucleus. The coding region runs from base 181 to 1542 and encodes 453 amino acids.